Messenger RNA from Rotaria socialis, 1032 nucleotides. Lineage: Eukaryota; Metazoa; Rotifera; Eurotatoria; Philodinida; Philodinidae. The record is from the annotation of a GenBank genome assembly.
AUGUUUCAACUCGAUGUUCUUAUUGAUAUUUCGAUAUUACCAUCAAAUAUAAUGGCAUUGCGUGAUGAUGAUUUUAUUGAUUUUGUCAAGGAAGAAGCCGGUCAUGCAGCUGCUGCUCUACUUGAAAUACAAGGUAUUAAUUGUGUAAAAUCAUUGCUGAUGACAGAUAAUGUUUAUGCUAUUAUGGACGUUAAAAGUAAAAGUCUAGAUGGUUUGAAGAAUAAAUAUGGUUAUAUGCAAGAUGAUGGUACAUUUGUUAUACAACCGGGAGUAAAAGGAAAUAUCGAAUAUCUUAUUGAUUUGCUAAAAAAGAAAUGUAUUGAGGAUGUCAAAUUAGCUAAAUCUUCAAAACAUAAUCAGUCAUCAUCAUCAUUAACAAUACCAAAAUCAACGUCGACUGUUACAUCAAAUAAUACAACAGAAAAAACCAUAUCCGUAUCUUUCAAUUCAUCAGUUGCUGAAAAUAAAACAUAUAUUAUUGAUACAUUGAAUAACUGGUGCGAAAACAACAAAUCAAAAUUAAAUGUUCAACAAUUUACUUUAGUUGAAGGUGAACAUUAUUUUAUUUUAAUGCAAAAUGAUUCAAAUGGUGCAUUAAAAUGCGAUAUAAGAUGCUGUUGUCAAAAAUGGUCAUCAUUACCAUUAAGACGUGGAAAAUUUCAAUUGUCGAAUUUCUAUCGUCAUCUUCAAGGUUUAAAUAAUAUAUGUCCUGCAUUGAAAAAAAUGAUAAGCAGUCCUCAAUCAGCAUUACCAUCGUCAACAAAUAAUCCACCACCAUUAAUAACAUCAGAUAAUGUGCCUCAACAAGUCGCAUCACCAAACCAGAUACCUAUUAUACCACCAUCAGAUACCAUUCAAUCAAAUUCAGCUUUAUCCACAGCAUCUUCCACUUCAAUAUCAACAGAUAAUGAUGAAAGCCUUAUGCAACAAUCAUCAUCAGUAAAACCCAAAAGACCAGUGAAAAGAAAAAUUCAAAUAAUAGAAUUUUCACGUGACUCAGGAGAAUCAACAAAAAGAACGAGAAGAAGAUAA